AUGUCCACAGUGAUAAUCGGUGCUCUCUAUGGUCUACGGGAGUCUUUUUAUGCUCCCAAGGGUCUUUGGCUGCUACACUUCAAAACAAGCGGUCUUUCGUCUUCGUCCCACUUUGUUUGUCGUCGAAGCUCCGCUACUGACCCCUUACUGCAGCCGCUCCACGGUCAGGCUCUCCGUAGACUCAGACUUUCGGCAGCGAUGGGAGAGAAGAGGUUCUCUACUGGUGGUGCCAAGUCACAAUCCACCGAAAGCCUCAAUCGCCUGUCCUCGGAGCGUCCCCUUUAUUCUGCCGAUAACAUAUUGGGUCUGCUUGGUCGAAUAUGGGUCAUCAACGUGCUUCUUCUUUUUGCAAGUGGCUAUGUCACCUUCCUUGCGUUAAUUCGCCAAUGGCUGUGGAACUUCUUUAUCGUCCGAUGUAUUUGUGGUCUCGUUACUCUGCUUUUGCAGAAUUUCAUUUUCCUCGUGAUGGAACUUAUCAACGCUAUCUACUUAAAGAAAAUAUGUGAAAAGAUAACCUCAAUGCGUCAACUGCGUUCUUCGUCAGCCUGUAAAAGUGGUGAUGUAGGAAACAAACACCCGCGAGAUACAUCUCUCUCUCGCACUCUCAACUGCUCAUCCCCAUCCUCUGUGUCCUGCUUCAAUUCUUCGCAACACUCCUACGGUGUUGGAAAACAGCUGAUAGACUGGGUCUACUCCAUUGUGUUUUUCAUCGUCUAUCGUUUGCAGUGGAAACUCUGCGCAUCCUUUGUGCCCUUCUUCUUGGUCAACUUUCUCAUCAACUCAGUCAGUUUGGCCUUUAUGUAUGCAUCCUACGCAUUUGAAUAUCACGCUCGGCAGACCUCGGAUGUGACUUUUGAGGUGAUUCUCUCACACAUAGUCUCCUACUGGCCUGUCUUUAUCGGCUAUGGUUCAACUCUUGGCAUUCUAGUCUCGCUACUACCUGGUCCGUUUGGUUGGAGUGACCUUCUAAUUGCGUUUUGGUACCCAGUCAUGGUGGUGGGUGCCUUUCAGGUCUCCUGGUCUCGUGCUCUUGACCCCACCCGCCACCGAGUGUCACCUCGUCUGCGCUCUCUUGCCGUGUUGUCGAUGAGACCCGCACUCUUUGUUACCAACGCCCUCAUAUCCCUCUUUGCUUCCCUCCUAGGGUAUUCCUGUACAGCUGCCCAUCGAAGCUGUCACCAUCGUCAUCACAGAUAA
Molecule: messenger RNA, 1197 nt
Organism: Mesocestoides corti
Lineage: Eukaryota; Metazoa; Platyhelminthes; Cestoda; Cyclophyllidea; Mesocestoididae
Source: the annotation of a GenBank genome assembly